AUGGCUGAGAGCACUGAACAGUGGCGAAAAAAACUGAUAAUAAAGCUUUACUUACCUGCAUCUGAAAAGCGUGAAGAAGGAACGUGUGAAAAGCCAAAGCCAAAAUGUAGCACUGAAUAUUCUUCAAGAGUAAUAUCAAAAGUAUGUGAACUGAAGAAUAAGAAGGGUUAUUAUGCGGCGGCAAUAUGGGUUAAUGCUGAAAACCCAUCAUCAUCAUCAAGAAGCGAGUGUAAUGAGAAGGAGGCUGUGGAUAAUGUUAACAAAAGAGAGUUCAAGAAUGAGAAGGAGGGUGUGGAUAAUGUUAAUAAAAGAGAGUUCAAGAAUGAGAAGGAGUGUAUGCUUAAGGGUAACACUAACAAGAGAGAUCGUCUUGACUUUGAGAAGAAGAAUAAGGAAAAAAGUGUGUGUAAACGGAACAAGAGUCACAUAGUGAUGAUGGAUCAUCGCAGGAAGAUGCAAUGUUGGGUGAUAUUGAAGCGGUUGAUGGUAGGAAGAGAUGCAUGGGCUUUGAAACAACCUCUUCUUGAUAAUAAAUCAAGAUCAAGGAAGGAAAAAAUAUUAAUGGGUUUGGAAGAUAUUGAGUGCAAUUUGCAAAAAUUCAAGUACUCAAAAGUUGAGGAGUUUGCAAAUGAUAUAAGGCUUGUCUUCUCUUAUGCAUUGCAAUACCCUCUAAGGAGUGAGGUUCACAAAACUGCAAGGAGGAUGAAGGAUACUUUUGAACUGACAUGGAAGAAUUUCAAUCACAAGUGGGUGCUGCAUCAGGAUUAG
Molecule: messenger RNA, 768 nt
Organism: Cajanus cajan (pigeon pea)
Lineage: Eukaryota; Viridiplantae; Streptophyta; Magnoliopsida; Fabales; Fabaceae
Source: RefSeq, a predicted model, not a curated record